Messenger RNA from Brachypodium distachyon (stiff brome), 3361 nucleotides. Its product is annotated as dehydrodolichyl diphosphate synthase 6. Gene Ontology annotation, biological process: polyprenol biosynthetic process. Gene Ontology annotation, cellular component: endoplasmic reticulum. The record is from RefSeq and is a predicted model, not a curated record. NCBI's taxonomy places the organism in Eukaryota, Viridiplantae, Streptophyta, Magnoliopsida, Poales, Poaceae. Bases 1857 to 2726 code for a protein of 289 amino acids. The transcript is spliced from 2 exons.
AAUCAUUGGCUUGCUGCACAUGAAAUCGGUCAAUCAGGUUAUGUGAUAAAAUUAAUGCAAGUUUGGAUGUUUUCUUUUUAUUGGGUCUGAAGUGGCAAAGAUCAAUCUCGAAUGAAUCUGGUCAUGAAUAAACAAGUCAAUCAAAUCCAUCUUGGUGAUUGAGUUUGUGAAUCAAGAUUAUACACAAACUGCAGAAAAAAUAGUCAUAUCUCUUAGUUGUGUUAAUAUUCAGUGUGGGUUUGGUCUAACAAUUUCAUACUUGGAGCAAAUAGGAUAAGCUAUAUAUUCUUUUGCUAGACCAUUACAUCUUAUCUGCCAUGUGAAUUGAUGUCUUUAAUAUCUGCUACCUGAAUUGAAGCUGUAGUUACCUUUGCUACUUGUUAGUAGGAGUACUAAAAACAAAGCUAUAAUGUACUGCUACAAGGGGUUCUUCAGUGCUUUCGCAGCUUGAUAAUGGAAUAUGGUAUUGAACAAUCUAUGGAGCAGUGAGCACUAUAUGUACAUAACUGAAUUUUUAUGUAAAGCUGGUCAUCUUAGUACAAUUGUACUGCUAGCUAUAAGGGGUUCUUCAAGAAGAUCACUGUGUUCAUAGUGCCAAUUCUUCAAUGGAGUUGGUAUCUGAGGAAUCACUUAACCUAACGCCUCAUAAUUCUGAUCACUGUGUUCUAAUGGCAAAUAUGCUCACUUGUUUAGGAAGUGGAAGAAGGCAACAGAUUUAUAGGAGGUUCAUAACAAAGCAAGGGUUAGUGAAGGAACCUGGAUGGAGUUGUAUUGAGCUGAGUGGCCAACUAAGCUAGAUGUACAGUCACUUUUUUGGUGCAACAAAAUGUGACCUCAAAUAAGGAAAGAAAUUUCUUGUUUGAAGCUUUAUACCAAGAGUUAUAUGAUACUUUUGUAUUGCCUAACUCCCAGCUUUGCUGUAUUUUAAAUUGUUAAGGCAUGUCCUUUUUGCAGCACUACAAGAUUGAAUUUGUGAACCUCUGAAUGUGCAUGAGAGAUGAGAAUGAAACACGUGCUAAUUAAAUUAGUUAAUUAAAUUAUGAUGCUCAUUCUAGGAAGCUGAUUCUUGGUGGUCUUUUGCAAAUGUGUUGGUUUCUUUCCAAUAGUUUUUUACGGUGAGAAGGAUUUCAGAAUAACUGAACAAGGAAACCCCACCUGAACUGCAAGAAUCAACAUCAAUGUUCUAUCAGCUGAGUUGACUUGUGAUUGAUUAAGAAUGAAAUGUUUGAUCUAGUUUCCAGUGUAAGUAUACCAGCCUAGACCAACCUGGUUUCUUCAGCCGAUUGAGAAAGAAAUGUGUUGGUUUCUUUCCAAUAGUUUGUUAUGGUGAGAAGGAUUCCGGAAGAACUAAACAAGCUGCUGAAAUAUAACUUUUGUUUGAGCAAUUGAUUCUUUACAUGAAAUUUGCAGACAGGUAAGCACUGUUUCACCGUAUUCUUUUUGUCAUCAUUUUGUAGUUCUUUUAGACAAAUAGGAUUAACAAAUGUUUGGCCAUGCUCAAAGCUGAUGAUUCACAUGUUCUGGGCAGUAAUGCCGCUCAUGUUGUUUCUUUAUUUACUGGAUCUUAUAACCCUGACUCCACAUUCAAAAGGCUAGAGUCCUCAAUCAAUGAGCAUUGGCAAUGGACUAUCGACGAAUGAAAAUAUUGAUCUUGGCCAAAUAUAUUUAAGUAAAUCAAUGCUUAAUUUUCUAAUGUACUGUUUGAAACAUGCUAAUAACUUUUCCAGCUGAUGCAUGCAUUCAGUUUCAGGAGGCUAUAAAGAAGAUGCCCGGCAUGUCAAAAAAUAAGAGUGUGCUUCCAAUCAGUAACUGGCCAAGAAUUCACGCUUAAGCAGUUCAGGAACUAGGAACGAAAGAUGGAGGAGAAGCCUGAUGGCAUCAUGACAACUGGUGUUGUUGCAACUAUGCUGAAAUUUCUACGCAAAUGUAUCAUAGCAGUCCAUUCAUAUGGCCCAAUGCCUGAGCACAUUGCGUUUAUUAUGGACGGUAACCGUAGAUAUGCUAAAUUCAGGACUAUCAAGAAAGGCACUGGUCACAGGAUGGGGUUCUCCGCUCUAACUGCAAGUCUUCUCUACUGCUAUGAAAUGGGUGUGAAGUAUAUUACUGUUUAUGCAUUUAGUAUCGACAAUUUUAAGCGAGACCCAAGUGAGGUUCAGUCUUUGAUGGAGUUAAUGGAGGAAAAGAUCAAUGAGCUAUUGGAAAACAGAGGUGUCAUCAACAAGGUGAACUGUAAGAUCAACUUCUGGGGGGACUUGGACCUGUUAAGCGAACCCGUAAAGUUAGCAGCUCAGAAGCUGAUGGCAAGCACCGCUCAAAACACAGGAUUAGUGUUCUCUGUUUGCAUGCCAUACAACUCAACUUCUGAGAUUGUGAAUGCUGUUAACAAGCUUUGUGCAGAACGAAGGAAUAUUGCACAAAGAGAGUACUCAGGCAACUGUAAUGGCCAAGAUGCAAAUAAUGGUGUACAUCCAGAUGUUUCAGUGGCCGAUUUGGAUCGGCAUAUGUAUAGCGAUGGAUGCCCAGAUCCUGACAUCGUGAUCCGCACUUCAGGUGAGGCUCGACUGAGCAAUUUCCUUCUGUGGCAGACGACGUUUAGCCAUUUGCAGAGCCCAGCCCCUCUGUGGCCUGAGUUCUCUCUGAGGCACCUUCUAUGGGCUAUAUUACAGUACCAGAGAGUGUAUCCUUAUAUAGAGCAAAACAGAAAGCUGGAGAAGAAGCAGUUGUGAUCUCAUAUCUUUUCAAAGAGAUACACAGAUUACCAAGAUGGUAGCAGCAUCUACCUAAGGCCGCUGAACACGCCGGACAAAAGACAAAGAUAGAAACCCGCCAAAAUGGAUGUAGCAUGUAGUUGAACAUGCCACAACACCCUACCUGGCAACAGUGGCAUACGAGAUUACUAGCCACUGAAGGAGGACGCUGCUGGCAUCGGUGAAGCUGCACGCAUUGAACAUGACCGUUCCCGACUAUGUCCUGUGCUUUGCUCCUGGAGCUGUUGUACCACUUCCAUGGUGGUCCAUGCUUCAGGGCAACUACUUCCAGGAGCCUGGGCAACGCAGAGGAUGGUGCCCUGAGUCGGUGAUCAGCAACAGCCAGAUGCAAAACCACAAGAGCCUGGUCCUUCAUGCGCAUGCAGUCCAUCAACCUUUUGGCAUACACACACCAAGCUCUGUUCGAACUUUGAACUGGUUUAACGAUGAUUUCAUGCUAGAUGAAUGCGUCAGUCGAAUGGAAUAUUAUUGUUUAUGUACCAUGAAAAUCAUCAUGUAUACUCCAAACAAACCCCUGCAUCUGUAUGGCAGUAAACCUCUAUCUCAACAAGAUACACAAGAGAGAAAGAAAAAAGAAAUGGUGUGUCCGUCCA